Messenger RNA from Manduca sexta (tobacco hornworm), 7773 nucleotides. Its product is annotated as monocarboxylate transporter 13. Gene Ontology annotation, molecular function: monocarboxylic acid transmembrane transporter activity. Gene Ontology annotation, biological process: transmembrane transport; monocarboxylic acid transport. Lineage: Eukaryota; Metazoa; Arthropoda; Insecta; Lepidoptera; Sphingidae. The coding region runs from base 314 to 2281 and encodes 655 amino acids. The record is from RefSeq and is a predicted model, not a curated record. The transcript is spliced from 8 exons.
ACAAUUUCUAAUUUCCAUUCAUUUGUAACAGUAUGGACGAGUGCGGUUGUGUUGUGUUUGCAACCAUCGAAUCCAUUGUUUUUAACGUUUGACGUGUUUUAAUAACGAAAUAUAUAACGUGACAUGGACAAGUGAGUCCGAAACUGUUUGUUUGUGUUUAUUUUUGUGAAUUUUAUUUCAAUUUUGUCAUCAUCAGCUGAUGCUCAAUUCUCUACUACGACACCAGCCAAAACAAGACUGAUAAAUAGAUAUGUAGAAUCAUUUAAUACAAUUAUACAUUCCUAUGAACCGCCAUUUUGAAACGUGAAACAAUAUGGCGGCCGCUCCGAUACGCUCCGUUGUCGAGGAGAAAGAUGGCGACGAGGCGGAGGAGAAGCUUCUAGAAGGGAACAGGGUGUUGAUAGUCCCACCUGGACAGAGGGAUGGGCAGGCUGUCAAGUCUUCGAAGAAAGUGAAACUCCCUGAGGAUGAUGGCGCGACGGUCGGCGCUGGCAGGUUCACCAUCGGCCCGGCGCCGGAGCGCGACUGGCAGAUGGUGCCCCCGGACGGCAAGUGGGGAUGGUGCGUUCUCGUAGGAGCGACUCUAGUGAACAUCUUGAUACCCGGCACCAUCAAAUCCUUCGGAGUGUUAAUGGUGGAGUUCAACGAUGUGUUCGAGUCGAGCACCGCGGCCGCGUCCGGCAUGGUGGCGCUGUGCUACUUCCUGUACAGUAGUUUGGGUCCAUUAUCGUCAAUCCUGUCAGUGAAGUGGUCGUACAGGACGGUGACGCUCAUCGGCGGCACAUUCGCAGCGUUCGGAAUGAUAUUCAGCAGCUUCGCGUUUUCUAUAUAUUAUUUGUAUUUUAGUUUCGGCGCGAUGGUGGGCACGGGCGCCGGGCUGGCGUUCCCUCCCACAGUGUACAUAGUGACGUCAUACUUCGUGCGUCUCCGAGGCCUCGCCAACGGGAUAUGCAUGUCGGGCUCCGCCUUCGGGAGCAUUAUCCUGCCGCCGCUACUAAGAUAUCUCAUAGAGACUUACGGGUAUAAAGGCGCGGUGUUCAUUCUUGGAGGUUUGAUGCUGAACGUGUGGGCUGCCGCGCUGCUGUUCCAGCCAGUAGAGGAGCAUAUGGUCAGGAAAUACAAAGAGCCAGAGGAAGACGAGGACGGAGCGCAGGAUGACAUAUUAUUUGAAGAAGAUGAGCCAAUGGAGUCAAUAGAACUCUCGCCACCCAUACCUCGUAUUAUAACGAACGACAUAGAAAAUGGACAUCCCGAGAAACUAGACAAACCUUUGGCCCAAACCACCAACAGUCUGGCCAACAGCCAACACAACAUAGCAACAUCACCCUCAUCAAAUCAGCUGCGACAGAAUCUUUCUAAACGUAAAUUGUCGUACUCCCGGCCGAUAACAAAAGCCCCUUACAGUAGCACCUCUAUAACCAAGUUAGGGUCACAAGAAGCGUUCGGUAGAAGACUUAGUACCGGCCCGAAAAGAAACUAUUCAACUUCCAGCUUUAACUACGUUUCAACACCCUUCCACGGAUCGACUCUAUCCGCCUUCGAACAACCAAACGAAUUUGCUUCCCAAUUCUCACUCAAAUCUAUAACCGACAGUGUUUCCGAAGUGGCGUAUUGCUGUUUCUGUUGUAAGAAAAGAGAGAAGAAGGAAGCGAAUAAAUUCUUUGAUUUAUCCUUACUUAUGGACCCGGCGUAUAUAAUUAUUCUACUGUCUAGUGCGACAGUUGCUAUUUCUGUGACGAAUUUUAUAAUACUUUUACCUUUGCACGCGCAGAACAUAGGCUUCGAUAAGGCGAGAGGGGCGUAUCUGCUCAGUACGGUGUCGGCGCUCGACCUGGUCGGACGUAUUGGAGGAUCGGCGCUAUGCGAUUUGAAUAUCAUACCAAAGCCGUUUUAUUUUGUUGGCGGGUUGGUUUUCUCUGGGAUAGCGUUAAUAAUAAUACCAUUUUUAAAAUCUUAUAUGGUCAUAAGUGUGUUUUGUGCUUUCUUCGGUUUGGCUUCAGGGGUCAAUAAUAGCGUUACUACGUUAGUUAUGGCCGAGAUUCUGGGUGUUGAAAGACUUAUGUCGACGUAUGGUAUUAGUUUGUUCGUGAACGGCAUCCUCCAGUUAGUCGGACCGCCGAUAUGUGGCAUAUGGCAUGAGAGAGCGAAGAAUUUCACAAGUAUGUUUAUUACUUUUGGAGUGAUAUUUCUGUUAGGCGCGUCGCUGUGGAUUUUCAUGCCUUUUAUUAAGAAGAAUCAGGAUGUGGAGAAUGAUAAGGCCAAAGCUACGCAAAAAGUGUAAAUUCAUGAAUUUAUUUCCUCAUAAGAUUUUUAUGCUUAAAUUAUGUAAAUGCGAAUUUUUAAACUAAGAAGGAAAUGCUGUAACGGAUUGCGUUUGGAUGUUUGGGAGAUAAACUAUUUCCUAUAUAUAUAAUGGCGUAUUAUCCCGGUAAAGUUCAAUAAGGUCCGUAUUCACAAACGUUUAUACGAUGUUGUGUCGGCUGACGAAAGAUGAUUAUCCCUCGGCCGUCGACACAAUUAUGCCGGUCUGUUGGAACCGGAUAUACACAGGUUGAUCCCGCGACACACUGAGCCACUAUGGCAGUUUUAACACCUUGUGUACGGUGGUCACUAUCUGGGCGGAUAUAAAAUAUAGACUACCACUAGCAUAUAAAGGAAUGCUUUGAUAAGUCUGUUUCUCAGUGCUUUUGACUUGACAACCUUCGCAGUGCAUUAGUAAAAGAACAGCACUGUGAUUGAUUAAUAUUUAGAUAUUUUAUUUGGCUGUCAGAUCAACAAAUUUAAACGCCAAAGAGAACUAUGAAAUAGUUGUUACCUUGCGUUCAAACGCACUGUGCUUCCUCAUAGUAUUGUUUGUGAAUAUGUGUCAUUAUUUAUAUCAAGUAAGAAAUCACACGGCCGGUCUUCAACCCAAUUAGAUAUGGUGAAAAUUUGAAAGCAUGGCUCGUUGAGAGUCAACCGGUAUGACAAUUCUGGCAUGAUGAGAAAGACUUGGUCGUAAAUAACUUUAAAAGUAUAGUGUACUAUCUGCAAAGUCUAAUUAUUUACAAUAAAAAACGUCCAUGUGCAUUCUAGAAAGAAACAUUUAAUAGCAAGAAAGAUGUUACAUCAAUAGUAAAUUUAUAAUUAUUUUUAUAUGUAUCACCCAUGAAAUACACAAUUUGACACGAUAUUGGAGUAUGCUUAGUGCUAUUAUGAAUGCAGCAGAUAAUACGUUAUUCUUCCAUUUUUGAUCGGCAAUACCUUUCGCCGAUUUUUUUUUGUUAGGGUAAUUAAUUAAUGCAUCACUUCUGUCAAUUCUAAAAUAGGUAGAGACAUUUUACUAUUAAAAAAAUGUUUUCAAGCGUUUGAAUUUAAGAAAAAACAUUGUAAUGUUUAUUAUAUUGUAAUCUUAUGCUCAAUGUCGACUAGGCGAGGAUGAAUGCGAAUUAUGCGAAGAAAAAUGUUGCAUUAUUUCGUCUGCUAUUCACUAUGAAAGCGCCCAUUAGAAGCUGAGCCGAAUUAACGCGCAAACAAAAUAAAUGCGGUUUGGUGAGUUACCAUUCUGCAUAAGUCGACGCAUUUUCUUAGAAUUACAAUUAUUAAUUUGUGAAAAAUCAUUAAAACUUUGUAUUUUUCUUAAGGUUUGCUAUACUUAAUUCAUCGUCAUUUUUCACUUAAAUCAUCGUUAUUAUAGAAGAGCGAAACAAGUUUAAAAUAAGGUACAACGUUUUUUAUAACUAACUAUGCGGAUCUGCUAUCACGUAACGUUUUAAAUAGCAGUUAUUUAUUUUUUAAUUGUGUUUUUUAAAAGUUAUUAAUGGUGUUUAGUAUUUUUAUGUACAAUUAUUGUGUUUUAUAUUUAAGCUUAUAUCAUAAAUACGAAAGUAACUGUCUGUAACAUUAUCACCUCUUAUGUUGAACCGAUUUUGAUAAAAUUUGGUAUCUUGUAAACCUGAAUUCCAACAAUGAAUAUAAGUUAUUUUUUAUACUUAUGACAUAAUUCGAACGAAGCUGUGAGCAAAUAAAUUUUAUAGGUUUAUUUUUAAAUAAGGUAUUUGCCGUGUUCCCGCCUUUAUCGUUUAACGAUUGUAAUCGCUCGUUUUCGAUCGAUCGCAAAAAUAGACCAAUCAGAAUUUUUGUGAUAUGCUUACAAAUGACUUGUUUCGAUUGGUUCAUUCAUACGAGCGGAUCAAAGAUUGAACUUUGGAUCGUUUAUUGCACACGGCCUGGAUUUUUAUUUAGAUAUAAGGAAUUGAUUGCCAAAUGCACAAUUAUCAAUAUUGAAAUUAAAAAAAUAUAAUAUUUAAGCAUUCAGCAUAAAAAUGACGUAAGCGACAUUCUUAUUUUUAUAACCUGUAAUUUUUUUACUAACAGUUUUUUUCUUUAUUUCUUUAGAGGCUUUGAGUCUCUUAGAAGACUAUGCCGGCACUAUAGUACUUUUUCUUUGUAAUAAAAAUCUACAACCUAUAGAUGUUUAUUUUCAUAAUCUAACCGGCUUAGGCGAACUGAAUUAUGUCUAUCUAGAAUCCUAUCUGAGCGCCUGUUUCACGAUGUUUUAUAUCGGUAUCAUAUAAUACAAUUAAUACUGAAUGCACUUUUUUGUUUGACAUUUAUUUGGGAGCUUGGCUCUCGUAUUUGGUCGCCUUAUAUUAGACGAUUAGCGGUUAUUCAGACAAGGUAAAACGAACGCUAAGUCGGUUAUGACGUUUUUACUUAUGGUUAGGUCAGUUUCACUGGCUACUGCAAUUGCGUUUUGCAAAACUACGUUUGUUGGAGAAUGGCCGACUUACACAACAUUGAACUUUUAAGUUAGAGUCUUAGGCGCUCUCAACCUUUGAAUUUGAAGUCGUUAUAAUUUUUUUGUAUGCCGUUUAACAUUGAUUGCUAGAUAGAAGAUGUGUCCAAAAUAAAAGUUACCUAAAUAGGUUAUAUAUAUAUUUUAUUUAUAAAUGCACACUGGAAUAUAAUAUUAUAGUUGCAAGCUAACUAUACCUAUAAAUAAUCAAUUUUAUAAUUACUGGAGAUAAUUUGCUACUUUCAAAUCUAUCUAACAUUUAAUAAAUAAUUAACGAUUUGAAUUUUUUUUUAUACCAGCUUAUAAUCAGUUUAAUACCGAAAAAUAAUAUUUUUUAUACCACUCUAUAAUCAAUUAUUUACCAUACCGUUAUAACUUAUUAUUUUAAUCUUCGAGUGUCGUGUCUCGACCAUUAAUAUUAUAAUUUAAAAAAUAUUUUUAUGUGUUCAAAUAUAUUUUUAUUAGACAAUUUAAAUAUUUUUACCUCUACACAUAAGCAAAUAUGGUCUGGAAUGCAGAUGCUAUAUAAAUAGUUUGCUAUUUUAUUUAGUUGAUAAAAUAACAAGAUACUGAUAACCUUAUCCUGUUGAUUUAAGAUUGAAAUUGGCGUAACGUUAUGCAGUUAUAUAGCAUAUUUAUUCCAGUUAGUACUUAUUAUAAGUUUUUUGUCUGAAAAAAUUUUAUGAUUAACUAUACAUCAUGAAAGUUAUUAAUGAUUGACAUUUUGAAUUAUACCGCGUUCAAAGAAAUAUACGACUAAGUAAUCCAAACUUUCGGUUUAAUAUCCCCGAACAAAGGUAUUUGUGAUUUUAUUUUUUACAUAUUUGCCGAAAAAUUAGGAAAUUAAUAUUCAGCUGGAAGAAAUUGUGCUGGUUGCAGACGAAAAAUUAAGCUAAGGGACGUAUUAAUAUAUGAAACUUAGUUGCGCUCUCAAGUGCGAUAUCAGUUGAGAGGCUGCCAAUUUAAAGUCAGCAUCUUAAGAUCUUCGCUAUUUUAUAAACUGAUAAUAUCGCUCGUAUAGAUAAAUAUCAUCUUUGAGAAGCAUCUCAAAUAGAUAUUUACAGUCUUACUUAUAAACUUGUUUUAGCAUUAAGAGGUGGUUAAGAAUUGCUUAAAUAGCUGUCAAGAACAUCAUCGGUUCCUAGUUUAAACCUUAAAAGGCAAGAUGGCGGGUUUUGACUUAAGCGGAUCGAGUAAAUUUGUUCAUUAACUAAGCGAAAUUUUUAGGAGUAAAAUUGAAUAUAUAUUGAACUAUUUAAUAAAGCAGGCCGCUGUUCAUUUAAGAGCCUGCACUUAGCUGAGUCGCCGCUGUUCUACAAAUAAAACUCAGCUCUCAAAAUCCGUCACAUAUUGUGACUUAAAACGUCAUUUGAGCUGACGUUAAUACGGGAUUUAUUAAAUAGGAACUAUCUUAAGAUGCCGAUCUUAAUUUGACAGCGUCUCAUCUCAUAGUUUGUUGUCUACACGUGAAAAAAUAGUUAUGCGAGCUUCAAUUACGUACUGCAACCCGCAUUGGAAGCUGAGAAUCAUACUAUAUCCAAAUCAAAAGUUAAAAACUAGUUAGAGUUAAUUAAUGUCGACGCUAAUAUUAUUCAAUUAAGGUAUAUUUUAUGGUGCUCUUUUACUUUCUAUGUGUGAUGUGUAUUGUAAUUAUAAGAUAGAUCCGUGUACGUACCAACUGUUAAAUAUUGAUGGAUGAAGGGGCGAAUAGGUAUAAGACUUACUUUAUGUAAUUCUGUGACAGCUGAAAAUUAUCAGCGAAAAAUAUUCGUGAUAUUUUACGGCUUAUUUCCCUUGUCAUGGGAAGCAGGAGUUAUCACACCCAAAUUUCGCCAGUUGUACCAUGUAAUAAGAGGUCUAUUACCAUGUAUUGGUAAUAUCGUCGGGCGUAUACUGAACGCAAAAUCCCAAUAUUUAUAGCUAACUUAUUAUAAUGGGAAAAUUAGAAAUGGUUGUUAAGUUUGGGUGGAACCCGCGACCUUUGCUAUUCCAUUUCAUUCUGGUCUAGGCCAUAAGAUCGUUUAUCCCUUAAUAUUUUAAAACGAAGUCGGUCAUCAAGUCUAUUUUACUGAACGCGACAAACUCAAAAACUACCAAAUAGAUUUCAAUGGAUUUUAGUAUGCUGAUAGUUUUGAGACCCUGGGUACGACAUGGGUAAUGUUUUAUCCUGGAAAAACUGGUUUACGCGGGCGAAGUCGCGAACAAAAGCUUAUAUUAAAUGUGUCCAACUGAGCUUAUGUAUUGUAUUAAUUAUUGAGGCUUCCUUGUAAAUGAAAGAAAGUAUGAAUGAAAUUUUGAGGUUAUUUUAGUAUAGGUUAUGUAAUGUACUUUUAUUCGAAUUUAGUAACGUUCCUUUUUUGAAUUUUUAAUGUGGUUCGCUAACGGUUUCAGUUUGACAGAGGUUUGAGGUAACGGUUUUUUUAAUAACUUCUUUGAGUUUAUACAAGCGUGUUCUUCACUGUAGACUACAAUAUACGAAUUUUUGUAUAUCGAAUUUUGGUUAAUACGUGUGUGGUUUAUGAAUCAUACUACCAUGUUCGAUGCCUGAGUUUUACAAAAAAAAUGGAAUUGUCUGUGGUCGAGUUAAAAAAACAGUAAAAAAUCAUCUGAUUCAUAGAUUUGCGAAAUUUGUACAUUUUCUAUAAUAUUGUAAUUAAACUGUAGUCGAUUUUCGUUAAACUCAGUAUACAGAUUAUUCCUGAUUUUUUAGACUCGGACUUCAUUUAGUAGUCUAUUUCUUAUCAUUGGCUUUUUUUUAUGGAAUGUUAUGACAUUUAUAUUGUUUUUUUAUACGUAAUGUCCAAAUGCAAAGGCAACAUUUUUAAGGGUUGAAAAAUCACAAUAUUUUUAUUUUUAUAGACUCGCCCCGUCUGUUAAUAUUAAGUAUUUUUUUAUUUUUAUAUUUUGCAAAAUAAUAAGCAAUAUUGUAAACUCUUAUGAUAUUGUAAUUCGUAUUAUUUGAAUUGUAUAAAUAAAUUAUAAUUAUUUUGUUUAAA